ACAAUCCACAAGGUACACACUCCUGAAUAGCAGUGGAUUCCGGCAGUUCUACACAGAAUGUGUUUUACUAGAGUUUUAUUGUCAGUAUAAAUAUGUCUAUGAUAUUGUGUUCUUAAUCUGUUUAAUUUAUACAAAUCUUAGUAGUGUACGUAGCUAAGUGUAAACAUGGGAACGAAAAGGAAAGCGGAUAGUCAAGUUCCAGCAGAAGAAAGUGAUCUUCUAUCAAUUAGACCCUUAGGAGCUGGACAAGAAGUUGGAAGAUCUUGUAUUAUGCUCGAAUUUAAAGGAAAGAAAAUCAUGCUUGAUUGUGGUAUACAUCCUGGGUUGUCUGGUAUGGACGCACUACCAUUUGUGGACCUUAUUGAAGCCAAUGAAAUUGAUCUACUAUUGAUAUCACAUUUUCACUUGGACCACUGUGGAGCGCUGCCAUGGUUCCUCAUGAAGACUAGUUUCAAAGGCAGGUGUUUCAUGACUCAUGCUACGAAAGCUAUAUACAGGUGGCUGCUUUCGGAUUACAUUAAAGUUAGUAAUAUAGCAACAGAUCAGAUGCUCUACACAGAGUCAGAUCUAGAGAACAGUAUGGAUAAAAUCGAGACGAUCAAUUUUCACGAAGAGAAAGAUGUCGGAGGAGUAAAAUUUUGGGCUUAUAAUGCUGGACAUGUGUUGGGAGCUGCGAUGUUCAUGAUUGAAAUCGCUGGAGUCAAGGUACUGUACACUGGCGAUUUUUCUCGGCAAGAAGAUCGUCACUUGAUGGCUGCAGAAAUACCAAGUGUCCAUCCGGAUGUGUUGAUUACAGAAUCAACGUAUGGCACGCACAUCCAUGAGAAGAGAGAAGAGCGCGAGAGCCGGUUCACAACACUGGUCCAUGACAUAGUGAACCGGGGCGGGCGAUGUCUUAUUCCUGUAUUUGCCCUGGGGCGGGCCCAAGAACUGCUCUUGAUUUUAGAUGAGUACUGGGGCCAGCAUCCUGAAUUGCACGAGAUUCCGAUCUAUUACGCUUCCUCCCUGGCUAAAAAGUGCAUGGCUGUCUAUCAGACUUACGUCAACGCCAUGAACGACAAGAUUCGUCGUCAGAUAGCAAUCAACAAUCCUUUUGUCUUCAAACACAUUUCUAACCUAAAAGGUAUAGACCAUUUUGAAGACAUCGGACCGUGUGUGGUGAUGGCUUCUCCAGGAAUGUUGCAGAGUGGCUUGUCUCGGGAGUUGUUUGAGUCAUGGUGCACAGACAGCAAGAAUGGAGUCAUCAUUGCAGGUUACUGCGUGGAAGGUACUCCAGCCAAGGCUAUACUCUCAGAGCCAGAAGAAAUUGUGACAAUGACCGGACAGAAAUUGCCUCUUAAGAUGUCGGUGGAUUACAUCUCUUUCUCAGCCCACACAGACUUCCAGCAGACCAAUGAGUUCAUAAAGAUUCUCAAGCCCCCCCAUGUAGUGUUGGUGCAUGGAGAACAGAACGAGAUGAAUCGUCUGAAAGCAGCUCUGGUGAGGGAGUACGAGGAUGAUCCCAACACAAGUAUGGAGAUACAUAACCCUCGCAACACUGUGGCCGUUGAACUGUACUUCCGUGGAGAGAAGACUGCCAAGGUGAUGGGAAGUCUGGCCGUGGAGAAACCAAAACCUGGUCACAAGAUCUCCGGUGUACUGGUCAAGAGGAACUUCAACUACCAUAUGUUGGCGCCUUCCGAUCUCACCAAGUACACUGACAUGAACAUGAGUACAGUGAUACAACAGCAGUCCAUCCACUUCACAAGUUCGAUGAAUGUGUUGCGUUAUCUGCUCACUCAGCUGACCGGCACCGUUGAGGCUUUGGAGGAUAAAAAGCUAAGAGCAUUCCAAGCCAUCGACAUCACACUUGACAACAAGAUGGUGACUCUGGAGUGGGUAGCGACGCCAGUGAAUGACAUGUUCGCCGACUGUGUGCUAACAGCUGUUCUACAAGCCGAGUCUCUGGACCCUGCCAGCAAGUUCCUGCCCGUGCCAUCCAAGAUGGACCGCAUGCACUUCAAGGAGUGCCUGAUAGAGAUGCUGCAGGAAAUGUUUGGAGAAGACUCGGUUCCGAAGAUAUUCAAGGGUGAGAAGCUGUACGUCACUGUUGAUGGGAAAAAAGCGAAUAUCGAUCUCUUGAACUUGGAGGUGACGUGUGAAGAAGACGAGACAUUCCAGCAGAUUGUUCAGACAGCAGUGAGCAAACUGCACGACUCCCUGGCACCACCCAGAACCGAGUUCCUCAGUGGAGCCAUCCUGUCUUAGUCUCCGGUAUCAAGCUAAACUCCUCUCGCUGGUUGAUUACUUCAGAAAUGUAUAUAUUUUCCCCAUGACUGUCUGUGUAUUUUGAAGAAACAUCCAUCUUGAUAAUGUGUAUUAUCAAUAAAAUAUUUAAUUUUGUUUACUUUCA
Messenger RNA from Homalodisca vitripennis (glassy-winged sharpshooter), 2392 nucleotides. Its product is annotated as cleavage and polyadenylation specificity factor 73-like. The record is from RefSeq and is a predicted model, not a curated record. Gene Ontology annotation, biological process: mRNA 3'-end processing by stem-loop binding and cleavage. Lineage: Eukaryota; Metazoa; Arthropoda; Insecta; Hemiptera; Cicadellidae. Gene Ontology annotation, molecular function: RNA binding; 5'-3' exonuclease activity; RNA endonuclease activity. Gene Ontology annotation, cellular component: mRNA cleavage and polyadenylation specificity factor complex. The transcript is spliced from 17 exons. The coding region runs from base 166 to 2247 and encodes 693 amino acids.